Molecule: messenger RNA, 411 nt
Organism: Ogataea angusta
Lineage: Eukaryota; Fungi; Ascomycota; Pichiomycetes; Pichiales; Pichiaceae
Exons: 1
Coding region: 1-411 (136 amino acids)
Source: RefSeq, a predicted model, not a curated record
AUGAGUCUGGACUCCAAAGAACAGCCUCCUUCCUAUCUUGAAGCAGUUGGCGAAAAUUCCGCUGCUACUUAUUCAACUCCGAGCGUGCAAAGGGAAAGACCGACGCAGGUGAUUAAUUCGAAGCAAUGCCGCUGCAAGAGUUGUCGAAGAAGCUUUAACAGAGGAUGUCGUAGGAACCUCGACGCUCGUACAUUCUAUGGUCGCCCUCGCCGUGUGGGACUCAUUGGAUUGGCGGUCAUGGGUGUCGGCUACGCAAUUGAUAAGAUAUCGGAAAAUAAGGCCCGUAAUAUUCUUCCAGGUGAUCCCAAGUUGGGUGGGGUUUUGUGCCCGAAGUGUGAAGGACAGGGUACGCAAAGUAAUGACUCAGUUUGUGUUACAUGCCAAGGGUAUGGUAGAAUAGGAAGGGAAUAA